This is a messenger RNA of Biomphalaria glabrata, 2838 nucleotides long. Its product is annotated as WD repeat-containing protein 31-like. Gene Ontology annotation, molecular function: protein binding. The transcript has 10 exons. NCBI's taxonomy places the organism in Eukaryota, Metazoa, Mollusca, Gastropoda, Planorbidae. The record is from RefSeq and is a predicted model, not a curated record. Bases 114 to 1184 code for a protein of 356 amino acids.
ACAAUAGAAACCAAUAUGGCGAAUACCGCUAUCAUAAUUAAUAUACGCUGAUUUUAUUUUAAAAAAAAUGAAUUAAAGCUUAUAUUAUUUAACAGAUACUUGAUCUAGAUCUAAUGAAUUUAAUGGGAAAAUUGUUCAGCAAACGAAGUAGAUCUAGAUCUAAAAGCGCCGGAGACGGCCGCUUUACCAGGCCAGACUUGGUAUCUGUUGCAUCAGAAGCUGCACAUGGAGGCUGUGGUGACACAAAGCUGACUGUGUCUAAUUGCAAUGUCAAACUUCAGCAUACUGAUGCAAUUGCCAGCGUGGCCUGUUAUCUACCAGGCUUGUGCCUAUCAGGAAGUAAAGAUAUGUGUGUAUUACUGUACAACUACAACAGUCAAAAAGUGAUUAAUAGAUGGCAAGGUCACACAGGUCCUGUAACAAAGGUUUGUUAUGGUUCAUCUUGCAAAGGUGUUUUCAGCUCUUCAAGAGAUAAAACUAUUAAACUUUGGGAAAUUGGAAAUCCAAAUUUUAAGCAAGACUUUGUUGGGCAUUCUUUAGUUGUCACUGCUAUCCAUCUAAAUAAAGAUAAUAGUCUCUUAUGCAGUGGUUCAAGAGACAAUUCUGUGAAACUUUGGGAUGUGGAAUCAGCAACUUGCAUCAAAACUAACAGCAUAGCUCAGAAUUUGGUCACAGACUUAAAAUUUAUACCAGAAUCUUCUUUGAUUGUACAGACAGGGGAAGAUAAACAAGUAAGAGCAUUUGAUGUUCGUUCCCUCCAGCCAGUUUUUACUUUACCGAGCAAGCAGUAUAUACAGAUGUGUUGUGAUGUUAGUUCUGAUGGAAACUAUGUAGUAUCAUCCAGCAAUGGAUUCUCCGGAAAAGGCUGUGAAGUCACGAUCUGGGACAUACGUUGCAGAAAAUUGGUGAAAGAACUUUUUGGCCACCAGGAAGCUGUAGAAGCCUGUUUAUUUCUCCCAGGCUCCAAUGCAGGACAUGUUAUAUCAGCUUCCAGAGACUGUACUGUUAAGUUGUGGAAUGUUCCCACAGGAGUUCAGGAGACACAAUGCUGUUUUAGUGGAAGUGGACCGUUGACCUCUCUUGCUGCAUACCAGGAUGGAAGUGUUCUAGUUGGUUCUUUCAACCAAGGCAUACAUCUACUCACUUUAAAAGAUCAGAAUUUUGUCCAAGUAAUGUAUUUUUGAAUGAAACAUCUGACCUAGACAACAACAAAAAAUGCUACCUUCUUAACUGUACUUUGGUCGCAACUACUUCAUGCAAGUACCUGCAUUGUCAAAUUAAAAAUUAAGUCCAUUUUAGCUGGAGUCUCAGGUGUCCAGUUUAGGAGAUUCACAUUGAAAGUUGUUUAAAUACAAAAUAUAUAAAGAUUGUCUUUUUUGACAUACCGUAUUUACUACAGCUCUUUUACUAAACCUGUAGUUAUUUUUUUGGUCUAUUGGUUAUACAUACUAUGUAAUUAGUAAACUGAGGUGUUUAGAAUUAUUAGCAAUUGUUUUGAACACUUACACUUAAGGAUGUGCAAAUUCUAUAGUUUACAACCAAGAUGUUACAUGAGCAGAGCUAUAACAUUUUGGUUAAGUGGAGAACAAAUUAUAUAUCGUGCCCCCUCACCAAAGGAUUGGAAAUAUUGAAUGGGAAUGCUGGGUUAGACGAACAUUAAAAAAUAUAGAUAGACUGUUGGAGCAAAUAGUAGUUUUAUUUCAAUACCUGGUAAUAAAAGAAUUACAAGCAAGUUUUGUUUUUUUUUGCCUAUUAAUGCAAUGACAAUCUGAUCAACUGAAGCCUUGAGAUUAAAUUAUGCCAAGUAAAUUUUAUCAGGAAAUGAUCUGCUUGCAAGAAAAAGUUUUUGACUUUAAAUAUAUAAUUUAAUGGAGUUUUUUUGUCAAAUUGUUCUUGAAAACCUGUUAUUUAACCAUUGGAUUUAUAAUGUAACAUUACAUUUUAAGCCUAGCUUCUCAGUUCUAUUCAGUUGCUUGUCUUAUUCAUUUUGUAUACAAAUCUCAAUGCCUUUUGUCUAAUAAUAUUUCUUUUAACAUAGGAUUUAGCCAAAAUAAAUUUGGAAUUUUACAAAAUUUCACAAAUUGUCACUAGUUAUUUUUUUUAUUUUGUUACAGAAAUAAGCUAAAUUAAGCUAAAAAACAAUGUUAAUGAUGAAUAUCUUGUAUUAUAACAAUUAAUUAGUCUAUUACACCUUUUUUUUUAACCCUUAACUGCCCCUCCAUUAACUUCAGAUAACAUUUUUCAUUACAUUCAAGAAGAACAUUAAGAUCUCUUUGUUCCAAACUUUUAGAUUUGUUUGUCAUUUAAACUCAUUCCCAAGUGUUUAUGCUUGUUAUGAUAGGUGGUGCCUUAAGCCUACAUUAUGUCAAUUAACAGCUCUUUUAUACAUUAAAUUUUCAUAUUAAUAAUCAUUAGAUCAGAAUUAAACAAUGGAAAGAUUUAAAAAACUUCAAAAUGCACACUAUUUGUUUUUAAUCAAAGUUACUAAUUAACCAUAGUUGAUAAAAAAUCUUUACCUGAAAUUCAAUUCAGUUGUCAAAAAUAAUUAAGAAAAUAAAAUUGGCUCGCUUAAGCAGGUCCGGGCCCUUCAUGGACUGAAGCGCCACUGGGAUGGAUGGAUGUUAUUAAUGCCCAAAACCACAGGGAAGUCCUUUUGUUAUUAUGGAGUGUGUUUAUAUGGUGAUGGUGGGAAGAGGUUAGCUAUGGGUUGUGACUGAUGGAACAUAGGUGGCAUUGUUGCCACUUGGUUUUAGUUAGGAGAGGCAACUCCUUAACACAGCGGUUCUCAACCUUUCACAAUAUACAACUCUGCUGUGACCCCCCCCCCCUUUUCCCAAC